ACCCAAGGAUGCUUUACCAGAGGAAGCUAUCAAUCCACCGACAUCAAAGGUUCAAGACUCCAAUUCAAGGGCACGUCUAAGUGUUUUACUCUGAAAACGCAAUUUGAGCAUGAUUCAUGCCGCAGAUUCUCGCCAUCGACACGCCCGCCCGCAAUGCAUGCAUCGCGGGGGACUUGUCUACUGCUGAAAAAAUCCUCACACAAGAGAUCAAUGCUGAUACCAACAAGUACGCCCCGUAUGCUAAUCGCUCAUUUGUUAUGGCACGUAAGCACCACUGGGACCGCGCACUCCAGGAUGCGAUCAAGUCCAUCAGCAUUCAGCCCUCCUUGACAGGUUGUAUCUCCAAGGGCAUCGCCCUCAGCGGAAAAGGGAACUUUCGGGAUUCAAUGCAAGCAUUUGAUCUCGCAUUCACGUUCGCAAACGAAGAUUCAAAGAUCAUUGUUUUCCUUCUCUUGAUCAAGGCUAUCGCCAUCUUCAAUGCCGGUCGGCAUGAGGAAGCAAUUAUACGUGUGCAAGAGCUCGCUGCCACUUGCCAGAAUGAUAUCCUUACAUGUCGUGUCGUAGAAAUUUUAGGCAUACUUACGGGUCUAACUGGUAAUCAUUGCCUUAGAUGGAGGGCGCCACAAUGAAGCUGCUGACCACUUCACCGCAGCUGUCGAGAUGAACAUUUUAUCAUCUCGAUCAGCCAUUCAUUCUAGAUACGACGACUUUGUAGUGCUGUUCGGGUGGGACCUUGCAUCGUUGUGGAUGACUGCAAACCAGAAACGUUGUCAUGC
Messenger RNA from Suillus bovinus, 776 nucleotides. RefSeq lists its product as uncharacterized. Gene Ontology annotation, molecular function: protein binding. NCBI's taxonomy places the organism in Eukaryota, Fungi, Basidiomycota, Agaricomycetes, Boletales, Suillaceae. The coding region runs from base 117 to 629 and encodes 170 amino acids. The transcript is spliced from 6 exons. The record is from RefSeq and is a predicted model, not a curated record.